This is a messenger RNA of Sciurus carolinensis (gray squirrel), 6873 nucleotides long. RefSeq names its product matrilin 2 (gene Matn2). Bases 266 to 3136 code for a protein of 956 amino acids. The record is from RefSeq and is a predicted model, not a curated record. Lineage: Eukaryota; Metazoa; Chordata; Mammalia; Rodentia; Sciuridae. Gene Ontology annotation, molecular function: calcium ion binding. The transcript has 19 exons.
CGCCCGCCCUUGCCCGGAGCCUCCCAGGCAGCCAGCGAGCGAGCGGAGCGCUCUGGAAUGGGACUUGGAGGAGGCGGCGACGCAGGAGACGGCGGCAGCGGCUCGGGCUCCUUUCUCGGCUCCCACGAGCGAUCCCCGAGGAGAGCCGCUGCCCUCGGCGGGACGAGGAGGCCAGCGAGGGAGACCCGCGGGGCUGCGCCUCUGCCUCGCUUCGCAGGCGCCAGCGGCGGUGGCUGCAGCCUUGCCCUUCUUCUUCCUCUUGAAAAUGGAAUCGAUGCUGGUGGGCUGCCUGCUGCUGCUCUUGGGACAGAGCUUCUUCCUCUCCUCUGCAGCCAGAGAGCGCCCACAUACCAGGUCCUUCUCCAGAGGCAGACAUGCGCGGACCCACCCCCAGACGGCCCUCUUGGAGAGCUCCUGUGACAAUAAGCGGGCAGACCUGGUCUUCAUCAUUGACAGCUCCCGCAGUGUCAACACCCAUGACUAUGCGAAGGUCAAGGAGUUCAUUGUGGAUAUCUUGCAGUUCUUGGACAUUGGUCCAGAUGUCACCCGGGUGGGUCUGCUCCAAUAUGGCAGCACAGUCAAGAACGAGUUCUCCCUCAAGACCUUCAAGAGGAAGUCUGAGGUGGAACGAGCUGUCAAGAGGAUGAGGCAUCUGUCCACAGGCACCAUGACAGGACUGGCCAUCCAGUAUGCCCUGAACAUCGCAUUCUCAGAAGCAGAGGGGGCCCGACCCCUGAGGGAGAAUGUGCCUCGAGUCAUAAUGAUUGUAACAGAUGGGAGGCCCCAGGACUCGGUGGCUGAGGUGGCUGCAAAGGCACGGGACACAGGCAUCUUGAUCUUUGCCAUUGGUGUGGGCCAAGUGGACUUUAACACACUGAAGGCCAUUGGGAGUGAACCCCAUGAGGACCAUGUCUUCCUGGUGGCCAACUUCAGCCAGAUCGAGUCGCUGACCUCAGUGUUCCAGAACAAGCUGUGUGUGGUCCACAUGUGCAGCAUCCUGGAGCACAACUGUGCCCACUUUUGCAUCAACACCCCUGGCUCAUACGUCUGCAGGUGCAAACAAGGGUACAUUCUCAACUCGGAUCAGAAGACUUGCAGAAUCCAGGAUCUGUGUGCCACAGAGGACCAUGCCUGUGAGCAGCUCUGUGUGAAUGUGCCAGGCUCCUUCGUCUGCCAGUGCUACAGUGGCUAUACCCUGGCCGAGGAUGGGAAAAAGUGUGUGGCUGUGGACUACUGUGCUUCUGAAAACCCCGGGUGUGAACACGAGUGUGUAAAUGCUGAUAACUCCUACUUGUGCCGAUGCCGUGAAGGAUUUUCUCUGAACCCAGAUAAAAAAACAUGUGCAAAGAUAGACUACUGUGCUUCUCCUAACCAUGGCUGUGAGCACCAGUGUGUUAGCACUGAUAAUUCCUACUCCUGCCGCUGCCUGAAAGGCUUCACCCUGAAUCCAGACAAGAAGACAUGCAGAAGGAUCAACUACUGUGCACUGAACAAACCAGGUUGUGAGCAUGAAUGUGUCAACACGGAGGAGGGCUACUACUGCCGCUGCCGCCGGGGCUACACCCUGGACCCCAAUGGCAAGACCUGCAGCCGGGUGGACCACUGUGCGCAGCAGGACCAUGGCUGUGAGCAGCUGUGCCUGAACACGGAGGAGUCCUUCGUCUGCCAGUGCUCAGAAGGCUUCCUCAUCAACGAGGACCUCAAGACCUGCUCCAGGGUGGAUUACUGCCUGCUAAGUGACCAUGGUUGUGAAUACUCUUGCAUCAACAUGGACAGAUCCUUCGCCUGUCAAUGUCCCGAGGGUCACGUACUCCGCAGCGAUGGGAAGACCUGUGCAAAACUGGACUCUUGUGCUUUGGGGGACCACGGUUGUGAACAUUCGUGUGUAAGCAGUGAAGACUCAUUUGUGUGCCAGUGCUUUGAAGGGUAUAUACUCCGUGAUGAUGGGAAAACCUGCAAAAGGAAAGACGUCUGCCAAGAUGGGGACCAUGGCUGCGAGCACAUUUGUGUGAGCAGUGAGGAAUCGUACAUCUGCAGGUGCUUGGAGGGGUUCAGGCUGGCGGAGGAUGGGAAGCGCUGCAGAAGGAAGGACGUCUGCAAAUCCACCCAUCACGGCUGUGAACACAUUUGUGUCAACAGUGGCAAUUCCUACAUCUGCAAGUGCUCAGAGGGAUUUGUUCUAGCUGAGGAUGGAAGGCGGUGCAAGAGGUGCACUGAAGGCCCAAUUGACCUGGUCUUUGUGAUCGAUGGAUCCAAGAGCCUUGGAGAAGAGAAUUUUGAGAUCGUGAAGCAGUUUGUCACUGGAAUUAUAGAUUCCUUGGCAGUUUCUCCCAAAGCAGCUCGCGUGGGGCUGCUCCAGUACUCCACGCAGGUCCGCACAGAGUUUACCCUGAGAAACUUCAACUCAGCCAAAGACAUGAAGAAAGCUGUGGCCCACGUGAAGUACAUGGGCAAGGGCUCUAUGACAGGGCUGGCCCUGAAACACAUGUUCGAGAGAAGCUUCACCCAAGUCGAAGGGGCCAGGCCCCUCUCCACCCGGGUGCCCAGGGUAGCCAUCGUAUUCACAGAUGGACGGGCUCAGGAUGACGUCUCCGAGUGGGCCAGCAAAGCCAAGGCCAACGGUAUCACUAUGUAUGCUGUUGGGGUAGGAAAAGCCAUUGAGGAAGAACUACAGGAGAUUGCCUCUGAGCCCACUGACAAGCAUCUCUUCUAUGCGGAGGACUUCAGUACAAUGGGCGAGAUAAGCGAAAAACUCAAGAAAGGCAUCUGUGAAGCUCUAGAAGACUCUGAUGGAAGACAGGACUCCCCAGCAGGGGAACUGCCAAAGAGGGUCCACCAGCCAACAGAAUCUGAGCCAGUCACCAUAAAUAUCCGAGACCUACUUUCCUGUUCUAAUUUUGCAGUGCAACAUAGAUAUCUAUUUGAAGAAGACAAUCUUUCACGGUCUACACAAAAACUUUUCCACUCAACAAAAUCUUCAGGAAGCCCUUUGGAAGAAAAACACGAUCAAUGCAAAUGUGAAAACCUCAUAAUGUUCCAGAACCUUGCAAAUGAAGAAGUAAAAAAAUUAACACAGCGCUUAGAAGAAAUGACACAGAGAAUGGAAGCCUUGGAAAAUCGCCUGAGAUACAGAUGAAGACUAGACACACUCCACGUAUCCUUAUGUCAUUGUACCGAGGAUUACAAUGGAACAGCACAGAGCUCCAAAGCUCAGGCUGUUAGGUCUAUAAUGUGGUGAAGUAAAACACAACCAGUAGAGGAAGCUGGUUUGCUAUACGAAGACAAUAAAAUACCAACUUGUAUAAAUUUAUUUAGGGGGGGGAAAAAACUUCAGAAUUUUAAAAUGAAUUUACCAUGAGAAUAAGCUAUGCAAGGUAUUUUGUAAUGUUCUGUGGAUAUAAUUUGCUUCUGCCUCAUCCUGCCUUAGUGUUGCAAUCUCGUUGACUUCAAAAUAUUUUGCAGUCUUAUUUCUUAGAACACUGGCCACAGGAAAUGCUAACUUUUUUGUAUUGGACUUGACCUUGAUAUAUGUAUAUGGAUGUAUGCCCAAAAUGAUAGGACAUAUGUACUUGUGUAACAAGUUGAAUUUUUUAUACAAUAUUAAAAUUUACUUCAGAGAAUAGCAUCCUGUGCAAAAUUCUGUAAUUUAACUUUAAAUGCAAAAUAUGUAUACAUGAAAAUGGCCAAUAUAUACAUUAAAAAAAGUUUGAUCUCAGUGAUUAGGAAAAUGCAUGGUAAAACAAAACCAAUUUUUAUUCCACUAGUGGGGCAAAGAUGAAUGUUUGGCAAGCAUUAGUAAGGAUGUGGAACUACAAAACAAGUCUUAUACACUGCUAGGAAGAGUGCAAACUGGCAGUCUCCUUUGGAGAAUAAAUCUGCCUAUGCUAAAUGAAAAUGAAAAUGCACACACCCCUGUAACUGCAGCAGCACUCAUAGGUUUAUUACUCGAUGAUUUCAGCACAUACAUACAAGGAGACCUGUAUAAGAAUUUGCUAUAAGAGUUUGUAAAAGCCACAAACUAGCAACAACCUAAACAUUAUCAGAAGGGGAACGGAUAUAACAUAUUAACAUGUAUAUUUAAGUACAGAAAAUAUUCCGGAGUGAUAUACAUCAAAUUAGGAAAAUAAGGAAGUGAGAACAGUCAAAAGAGUCAACCAUGUCAGCUCAAGAAGACAAGACAUUGAGCAAGAAACACUGUUUAACAACUUCAGGAAAAAACGUCAUCCUUCCGCAAGGAAACCACUGUACUUGAGUCCAAGUGAUGGCUUAUAAACAAAACACCUUGAUUACUUACACUGAAGUAUCUCAAGACAAGUGUUUACAUCAGAAUGACCACCCAAAGGGCAGUGUGGCAGAGUGGGAAGAACUUCUCCUAAGGUCUCCAUCUUUAUCUGAAAAACCCAUGAUUCUUUCCAGGUAUAAAUAUUGUAACUCAAAAUACUAAAACCUUGAGUUUAUAUCUGACUAACCCAUUUGACCCUAAAAAUAGACAUUUUCAUUAGGAAAUUGUAUUGAUUUGGGUUGACAUUUUGAUAUAACCAGUUCAGGCACUAUACUGUUUGCUCAGUUCGACUUUACAUUCUAUUGUAUUCAAGCUCCCUCUAGUGGUUCAAAACUGUUCCUCCCCCUUUUAAGUAUUAAAUAUUUCUACAACUUGGUGGAGGCAGGAAGCACAGCUUCAUGGAAAACUGGAAAACAAAGGUUUCCAACAAAACCAUCAAAAUGUGCAGAUUAAUUCAAGACAUUUAACUUAGAUAAUGACUAAAAUAUGAAAAAUUUGUUUUUGCCACUUUUACAUGAAGGGUUUUGCAUUCCACUUUCCCAUCAUUUAUCACCUUGAUUUCAUCUGUUAAGAUGGAGGUAAUAGUACUGUCAUGUGUUGUCAAAGGAUUAAUUGUAUAUACACUUAGUAAAAGGACCCAAGCCUUUCAAAUGCUCAAUAUUAGCUAUUAUGUUUUUAUUCUUCAGCAGUCAACAGUAUCUGACCCAGAGAUGGUACUUUUAAGUGUAUGCUGAGAAUGAAAUUGUUUCAGCUUUUGUGCUGUUAAGAUUCCCUCCCCUGUAUUUUCUUUUGAACAAAACAGGAGGCAGUAAAUUUAAUGGUAAACACACAAAACUACUGAAAAAGUACUAUCAGAUGAAGAUAAAAUUCUGGACAGGCACAAGCUUAAUAAAAUUGCUUAAGCCCUAGAAAACAUUAUUCACUCUAGUUUUUGAUAAAUGACAAAGUUGAGUCCCUGCCCUCUUAAGACCUUAGCUUAGUGAGAGGCAGAUAUUAAUGCCAUAUAAGUUUUUAAGGUAACUCAGUCACCUAACCUAGACUGGAAGAUGAUGUUGAGCUUGUCUUCAGAACAAGUACAGGUAGGCCCAGAAAAGAAAACAGGAAACCUGAUGCUAGUGCAUGCAAAAGGGGCAGUAAGUCUAAGGGAAGCUGGUAGUUGUAUAUCUGAGAGCAAAUGGAAAAUUACAGAUGAUCAUCUUCCAGAUUACCCAGCUAACUGCAUUCGUAACCAGCCUCAAAUUUGGUUUCUUCUCUAUAGCCUUUUGCUCCUGCCACCAUCCCAUACCAACUCCAAUUGUUACACGACAGCCAAUCUCUUAAUUGGUACAUCUAUCUCUACACCUAACAAAAGUAGAGGUAUGGAGUAAAUUUAACUGGCUGGAAUUUUCUGCAUUUCCUUUUGUUUUAGAACCAAACACAUUAUUUUUAUUGCAACCAAAAAAGAAAAUGCCACUUUAGACCUUCCUGAUGGCAUUUCCUCCAGCAGCAGUUUAGUGGCACUUUAUCUCAGGUCAGGGAAGAGUGAAAUGUUUCCUAUCAAGUUUUAAACUUUUCUUUGCAGAAUGUGAUUGUACAAAAAAGCACAUGUAAAUGUAGAAAUCAAAUAAUCUUUUUUUUUUUUUUUUUGGGUGCUGGGGACCGAACCCAGGGCCUUGUGCUUACAAGGCAAGCACUCUACCGACUGAGCUAUCUCCCCAGCCCCGAAAUCAAAUAAUCUUAAUAGCACAUUAUCAUUACAUAGAAGACCCUAGAAAUCACACUUAACCAUCAUUUCAGAAUGCCUACAGCCAAGAUGGAGACUAAUUCUAAAAGCCAAGUCAUUGUCAUUUGACACUUCUAUAGUCUCCCUCAAAGUCCAGCAGACUGCAUAGGGUAUAUAUUCUAUUAGCACCAUUCAACUGGUAGGUAAAUCAAGAUGUCAAUAUUUCCCCCCAAAUUAAUUCCUCUUAACGUUCCAAAGUAGAUUAACAUUAUGUGGGGAAGGGGUGCCAUGGGACAUAAUUUUGGGAGAUAUGGUAUACAUUUUCCCCAAAAUCUCAACAGCAAACAUACUUCAUGUUUUUCAGGACUAAAUGAUAUAAAACACACCUCAGCAAUCUGACACUUCUGAAGAUCUGGGCUUAUUCUUAAGUCAUCCACAUACAUUUCUUCUAUGCCAAUCAUUGAAGCACCUCAGGAAAGAUGGAUCUUCAUUGAAAUUCAAUAGUUUCUCAGCCUAUGACUACACUAUAGAUGGGGAAACAUUUCACUUAAUCCUUUUACUACUCAGAUUUGGUAAAUUUUAAUUCUAGCUGUUUAACCUCAAGGCCUCUCAAACACGUUCAAAUGUAAAAACCCAAAUAAUGUCUGUCCUAAGACUAGAAUUAUGAAAACUAAGUCUCUUUAACAAUCUAGUACAUAGGCUGAGGUUGUCGCUCAGUGAUAAGAGUGCUUGCCUAGCAUGUAUGAAGCACUGGGUUUGAUUCGCAGCACGACAUAAAAAUAAAUAAAAAGUCUGUCAACAACUAAAAACUAUAUUUAAAAAAAAAAAAUAGUACAUGAACAUCCUUAAUCUGAAAUGAGACAUGGUCUAAAAUCUGAAGUUGCCAUAA